AGUUGACUCUAUGGUUACGGACAUUUCGACCUUACAUUAAUUUCUAAAUUAACAAAAAACACAAUAACACAAUAAAAUGGCGGCGAAAGAGACAAUGCCAGUCGAUUCAAACAUCUUCACAUCAACAUACAGACACGACUACAUAUAUUUCAACGACGUCAAGAAAGUUAUCAAGCCUUACAUAGCCGACGAGUUUCGACUGUCUCCGGAGCAAGAGAAGAAAUUCAGAAGCGAGUACAGCGAAGCCUCGCGAAGACAACUAGAUGCCGUCGCCAAUUUGAACGUCAAAGCGUUCGAGGAGGAAAACGCGAGGAUAUUAAAAGAAAGGAUGAAAUCCGUCUACACAGUCGAUUAUAGAGGAGAUCAAGGUGAAGUUCAGAAGACGGUCGACACCGCCACGCUGCUCGAUCCGGAUAGAGACGCGAUAAUCCUCUUCGCCGAGAGGAUGUACAUCCACCAGCCUAACUCAAGGCCAAUCAAACCACUUCCAUCCUCCAGAAGAGUUUUUGGAUAUUCAGCUUUAAAGGAUUAUUUAACCAAACACACAGAGUACCAGGACACGAUCAGCAAGGGCGGGUACAAUAUCAUCAGGGCAGGACUGGACAGAGGGCUCGCACGUCUAGGGCCCAGGUUCGAUUACAAAAAGGCAAACGCCGAGGUGCAUAGGCUGAAGGCGAGGGAAAAGGACGAAGGCAAGGACGUUGUCAUCGAGGACAUCAAGCCCAUCGACUACGAAGCCAUCAAGUUCAAGCCACCGCCUUUAAAAUACAAAGACUGUCCCAGAAAAAGCGAAAAUUUACGAAGCUAACACAUCAAACCAAUAAAAAUUGUUUAAAGUUUUA
Cimex lectularius (bed bug) is the source of this 842-nucleotide messenger RNA. RefSeq lists its product as uncharacterized. The transcript has 5 exons. The record is from RefSeq and is a predicted model, not a curated record. The coding region runs from base 77 to 808 and encodes 243 amino acids. NCBI's taxonomy places the organism in Eukaryota, Metazoa, Arthropoda, Insecta, Hemiptera, Cimicidae.